Prorocentrum cordatum is the source of this 1383-nucleotide messenger RNA. The record is from the annotation of a GenBank genome assembly. Lineage: Eukaryota; Dinophyceae; Prorocentrales; Prorocentraceae.
AGCCCUUCUGGCACAGGUUGCCCUGUGUCACGGGCUUUCCAGGCGCUGCCGCCCCGCCCCACCCCCGCCCUCUUCUGCGAUGGUCGUCGCUGCCCGGCUGGAUUUCGUCCUUGGCAUGGUCGAGACCGGUGCUCAGGUGAUGUUCUCCUACCUCCCCAAUGCGGACUCCGGCAAGUUGAAGGUAAAGAUUCUCAUCCGCGAGACCGGGCAGCCCCCAUGCGUGUUGUUCACGACCCACGGUGUUGAGCAAGUGCAGUUCUUACGCCAACUCGUUUCUUCAUUUUCGGUGGUCGAUCGUGGACACAAGCACACAGACGGGACCAUGGAACUUUGCAUGUGGUUCACCCCGCAUAAGUCAGUGCUGCUACGACAUGACGCUGCGGAGUUCACACCAUCGUGCGAAGGUAGGAGCCCCUUCCGUCGUGGGUUGCCUCUUCAUGGCCGUGUGCGGCGUGGCACGCCUCUCCCGAGCAGGGCUCCUUCUCCAAGGUCCAGAUCGUGUUCGUCCGCUCCAGAGGCGGAGGAUAUGCCUUCGGCAGCUGCGGAGGCGGGAGCCUCCUCGACAGCGCACACUUGGGAGAGAAAGAUCAAGGCCGACAAAUGGGUCGAGCACCAGGAGCUGCUGCUAGCCCGAGCCGUGGCCAUGUUUCAGUAUGAGUGCGCCCAGAUAGCCGAGAAGGAGGGCGUGUCCCAGGCGACGGUCUCCUUUGAGGUGCUGUCCAGGGCGAUCGAGAAGUUCCCGAAGAAAGUGCUGAAGGACUCCUGCUAUUUCGUCGAGUCCUUUGGCAAUGAGGUCCCGGAGGAAAGCUGGAUCUAUGCAGUUCGCGGGUUGGAGGCCAUAUGGACCCCUGGAGAGCCGAUUCCAUACCAGGAGGUAUUGCAUAGCAUGUUCUUGCCAUUCGUAGCCAAGAUCCAGAUGCUAGGGUACAGUAGUUGCAAGCACAUCGCAGGCACUUGGAAAUUGACAGUAACUUGGUAGCCUGGAGUGCCGAGUGUCAGCCUCAAGUGUGAGGGCCGCCUGAUAGCAGCUGUCCAGUCGGCGCGUUGCGUUUGGUUUCGGCGCUGGUCGCUUGCUGGACGUGGCUCGUUUUUCUGGCUCCUGGCCCGCGGCCUGGCCCUUGGGGGCCUCUUGUCCUGGGGUGUCGUGGUGGUCCAGUGCCUGUGCUCCCCCCUUGCGGCCUCCCUUUCUCCCUGUCUUCUUUCUUCCUCCCUUUGCGUCUCCCCUCUUGGGGGGGUGCUUUGGCGCUGGGCCCUUGCUCUUUUGGUUUCGGGGGCUCCGGGGACCCUCGUCGCCACGUCUCUUUCCUGCCUAGUCUCUCAUCCGCAUCCGCAUGGGACCCAGACUAUGUCCCUUAGAGCCGAGCGAGCGAGCGAGCGAGCGAG